AUGUCCAAGAACCAUGCAGAGACUUCAGCAUCCGCCAAACUCGCCACGACGCUCAAGUCGACGCUCAAACUCGACAAGCCGCGCCAUGAGCAAAUCUACAACUUGCCCAAUAUGCUUACCUUCUCCCGGUUGAUCGCCACCCCCAUGGUUGGCUACCUCAUCAUCCACAACCACCAUCUGUAUGCCUUUUCGCUCUUCGCCUACGCCGCGCUGUCCGAUCUGCUCGACGGCUGGAUCGCCCGCCGCUGGCAUCUGCAGACGGUCGUCGGCAGCGUGGUAGACCCAAUGGCCGACAAGUUCCUCAUGACGACACUGGUAACCUGUCUCGCCGUCAACGGCAGUCUCCCCCUCCCCCUCGCCACCAUCAUCCUCGGCCGCGACGCCAGCCUCGCCCUCUCCGCCCUCUACUACCGCUACGCCAGUCUUCCCGCCCCGAAAACCAUGGCGCGAUACUGGGACUUUAGCCUCCCCAGCGCACAAGUCCAUCCCACCUCCAUUUCCAAAUUCAACACGUUCCUCCAGCUCUCUUUACUCGGUACCUUGCUCUGCACAAACCUGCUGCAUGACCCCGAGGCCACCACCUCCGCGGCUGGCGGUCUGCUUGCUUCCAUCCAGAAUGCGCUUGGUGGCGAACAGGGCGUUACGACGCUUAUUCAAGCCAUGUCUGCCGUCGUGGCUUCAACUACGAUAUACAGCGGUCUCGAGUAUACCUGGUCCAAGAAGGCGGUUGUCAUUCUGGGCGGUGAUGAGGCGCUAAAGAGGAAACAGGGGUUUAGGGGCAGAAUGAUUAUGGCGGGCGGGUUUGGCUCUUUUAUUGUUGUCGCGCUGUAUUUUUGGGCUACGGCUGUGGUUAAGGAGGGGAAGGAAGAUGGGGAGGAGUAG
Molecule: messenger RNA, 882 nt
Organism: Exserohilum turcica Et28A
Lineage: Eukaryota; Fungi; Ascomycota; Dothideomycetes; Pleosporales; Pleosporaceae
Exons: 2
Coding region: 1-882 (293 amino acids)
Biological process (GO): cardiolipin biosynthetic process
Cellular component (GO): membrane; mitochondrion
Molecular function (GO): cardiolipin synthase activity
Source: RefSeq, a predicted model, not a curated record